AUGGAGCGCUACGACAAACCCGGCGGAGAACGGAUCCCUUCGGGAGGCAUACACGAGGUCGCGCUCAAGUGGGUCGCGGGUCCUGAACGCGUCCCGGGCGUACGCCGCGAGGGCUCCCUGUACAUGGGCUCCCUCGCGCCUCUCCAGGGCUCGGUCGUCCCCCGCUGCUAUGGGCUUUUCUCCGGUAUCGUUCGGGGCGUCGAAAUUGCUUGUCUGGUGCUCGAGUGGCUUACUUCCGUGCCGAUAACCGACAAGCAUGAACUGAACCGCCAACGCAUGCUCGCCGGCAUUUCUCUUCAUGCUGUCGGAGUCAGGCAUGGGCGCUUACUGGGUUUCGGCCACUUCAUCCCUGUCAGCGAUGGGACGUUCCGUGUGGUGGGCUUUGCAGAGGGGCGGGUUCACGAAUGCGCGGGAACCACGAUACUUUCUAGAAACACAUCAGGAGACCAACGGCCUGACGAACAGUGCGACGAGUUAGCCGUACUCGAGUCGCGUUUCGGCGUCGAUGCAGAGCGUAACGGCGACUGGGUUCGCUGCGCCAACGGGAUGUAUCCGGCCUUUGAUAACAGCUUCUUUUACAACUACACGGCCAGGAAAAUUGUAAUACCAUUUCCACGUUCGCCGUAG
Molecule: messenger RNA, 627 nt
Organism: Epithele typhae
Lineage: Eukaryota; Fungi; Basidiomycota; Agaricomycetes; Polyporales; Epitheliaceae
Exons: 2
Coding region: 1-627 (208 amino acids)
Source: RefSeq, a predicted model, not a curated record